Messenger RNA from Vombatus ursinus (common wombat), 5912 nucleotides. It is a transcript of the gene CDC42BPG, whose product is annotated as CDC42 binding protein kinase gamma. The record is from RefSeq and is a predicted model, not a curated record. Gene Ontology annotation, biological process: actomyosin structure organization; peptidyl-threonine phosphorylation. Gene Ontology annotation, cellular component: cytoplasm; cytoskeleton. Gene Ontology annotation, molecular function: protein serine/threonine kinase activity; ATP binding. NCBI's taxonomy places the organism in Eukaryota, Metazoa, Chordata, Mammalia, Diprotodontia, Vombatidae.
AUGGAGCGCAGACUGCAGGCCCUGGACAGGCUGGUGAGCGGGGAGCGCAGGGGCCCGGAGCCGGCUGGCCUCCUGGACGGGCUGCUGGACCUCCUGCUGGGGCUGCACCAGGAGCUCUCCAGCGCCCCCCUGCGCCGGGAGAGGAACGUGGCGCAUUUCCUCAGCUGGGCCGCCCCCUUCGUGAAACAGGUGAAAGAACUGAGGCUCCAGAGGGAUGACUUUGAGAUCCUCAAAGUGAUUGGCCGGGGGGCCUUUGGGGAGGUCGCCGUGGUGAGACAAAAGAACACCGACCAGAUCUUUGCCAUGAAGAUGCUGCAUAAAUGGGAGAUGCUGAAGAGGGCCGAGACUGCCUGCUUCCGGGAGGAGCGAGACGUCCUGGUGAAGGGAGAUGGCCGCUGGGUGACGACGCUACAUUGGGCUUUCCAGGAUGAUGACUAUCUGUACUUGGUCAUGGACUACUAUGCUGGUGGAGACCUGCUGACCUUGCUGAGUCGUUUUGAGGACCGGCUGCCCCCGGAGCUGGCACAGUUCUACCUGGCUGAGAUGGUGCUAGCCAUCCACUCCCUUCACCAGCUGGGCUAUGUGCACAGGGACGUCAAGUUGGACAACGUGCUCCUGGACACAAAUGGACACAUUCGCCUGGCCGACUUUGGCUCCUGCUUGCGGCUCAACGCCAACGGAAUGGUGGACUCCUCGGUGGCUGUUGGCACCCCUGACUACAUCUCCCCCGAGAUCCUCCAGGCCAUGGAGGAAGGAAAGGGCCACUACGGGCCACAGUGUGAUUGGUGGUCCCUGGGGGUCUGUAUGUAUGAGCUGCUCUUUGGAGAAACCCCCUUCUACGCUGAGUCUCUGGUGGAGACCUACGGCAAGAUCAUGAACUAUGAGGACCAUCUGCAGUUUCCCCCAGACGUCCCCGAGGUGUCAGAGAGUGCCCGGGACCUGAUCCGCAAACUCCUGUGUUGCCAGGAGGAGAGACUGGGCCAGGGGGGCCUGGAUGACUUCCGGGGGCACCCCUUCUUUGAGGGGGUAGACUGGGAGCAGCUCCCAAGCAGCACUGCCCCCUACAUUCCAGAGCUCCAGGGGCCCAUGGACACCUCCAACUUUGACGUGGACGAUGACACCCUUAACCACCCGGGGACCCUGCCGCCUGCGUCCCAUGGGACCUUCUCCGGCCACCACCUGCCUUUCGUGGGUUUCACCUUCACCCCCAGGCCUGGCUCAAAUGAGAGCCCUGACUUGCUGGCCUCUAGUCUGGAGUGGAGAAUGCAGAGCCUGGAGCAGGAGAAGGCAGAGCUGAGCCACAAGCUGCAGGAUGCCCUGCAGAAAGCCGCCCCCGGCCGCAAGGAGCUGGAGCAGCUGAAGAAGGAGGUGGAAACCCUCCGGAGGAAGCUGGCAGAAGCCCAGGCUGAGGGCGCUCCCGGCGGGAGGCCGGCCCCUGGGAGCAGCUGGCAGCAGGAGAGAGGCCAGCUUUGCCAGGAGCUGUCGGAGGCCCGGGCCCAGCUGCAAGCCCAAGCCCAGCAGCUGGUCAUCUCUGAUGGGCGGCAGAAGGAGCUGCAGCAGAGGCUUCGGGAGGCUGAGGAGGCCGCGGGGGCUGCCAGGAGCCGGGCCCAGGCCCUGAGCCAGCAGCUGGAGGACGCCCGGGAAGCCCAGAGCCAGAGGAGGAAACUGAGGCACAGAGGAAAUACAUGGCCCGCCUAUGGACAUGGCACUCAUAAGUGUCUGGGGCAGGAUUUGAACCCUAGUCUCCCAUGCGGCACCCAGCUGGAGGCCCAGGCGGCUGCCUUGAGCAGCGACGUGAUGCGGCUCAGAAAGCAGAGGGAGAGGAGCCGGGAGAAGGAGAGGUCCAGAGUCAAGGCCACCCAUCCCCCCCCUGAGACCAACGGCUCUGGCCCCCUGAGCCCUGACGGGGCUGGCCAGCAGGAGGCCCUGAUGAAGGAGCUGGAAGCUCUGAGAUCUCAGCUGGACCAGGCUAGGAGCCAGGGCACCACCGGCCCGAAAGGAAAGGAUGAACUCUGUAGGCUGCAGGAGGAGAACAGACGUCUGACGCGGGAGCAGGAGCAGCUGUCUGGAGAGCUGGAACAAGAGAAGCAGAUCAAGAAACAGCUGGAAGGAGAGAGGCGGGAGAGGGAAAGCAGCUGGGAGGCCCAGAUUUCCGACAUCCUCACCUGGGUGAAUGACGAGAAGGUCUCUCGAGGCUACCUGCAGGCUCUGGCCACCAAGAUGGCGGAGGAGCUGGAGGCCUUACGCGCUGCGGGCACCCAGACGCUCCCUGCCCGGCCGCUGGACCACCAGUGGAAGGUCCGGCGGCUCCAGAAGAUGGAGGCCUCGGCCAAGCUGGAGCUGCAGUCCGCGCUGGAGGCCGAAAUCCGAGCCAAGCAGAGCCUUCAGGAAGAGCUGGGCCGGGUGCAGGAAGCCCAGCGCCGAGGGGAGAGCCUCCUGCAGGAAGCCGAGAAGCGAAACCAGGCGCUGCAGCAGGAGCUGGCCGGCCUGAGGGAGGAGCUGAAGGCCCGGGGGCAGGAGGAUUCCAAACCGUCCAAUCCCCUGAUUCCGUUCCUGUCCUUUCGGAGCUCAGAGAAGGAUGCUUCGAAGGACACUGCCAGCUCCCCAGACGCCCCUGACUGCCGGCGCCCAGGGGCCGAGGCAGAGCUACGGCCAGAGGGCCGCCGCAGCAUGAGGCUGGGGGCUGUGUUUCCUCGAGCCCCCGCCCCAGCUCCAGCUGACAGUCCUCCCGCCAAGCCUGGUUCCCAUAAUCUGCGCCCCCGGAGCUUCCUGUCCCCCACCAAGUGUCUGAGAUGCACCUCGCUCAUGCUUGGCCUCAGCCGCCAGGGGCUGGCCUGUGAAGCCUGCAGUUACUUCUGCCAUUCUGCCUGUGCCCCUCUGGCUCCUCCCUGCCCUGUGCCCCCUGAACUCCUCCGGACAGUCCUGGGCGUCAACGCUGAGACUGGCAUCGGUACAGCUUAUGAGGGCUUCCUGUCGGUGCCGCGCCCCUCGGGGGUGCGCCGAGGCUGGCAGAGGGUGUUUGCCAUGCUCAGCGACCUCCGCCUCCUCUUAUAUGACGCCCCUGACCCGAAGCUCUGCCCCACGAGUAGCGCCCUCAUCCAGACGCUGGACUUGAGGGACCCCCGGUUCUCAGCCGCCCCAGUCCUAGCAUCAGAUGUCAUCCAUGCACAGUCCCGGGACCUACCGCGCAUCUUCAGGGUAACGGCAUCUCAGCUGACCGUCCCCCCGACCCUGUGUUCCGUGCUGCUCCUGGCCGACAGUGAGGCGGAGAGGGCCCGCUGGCUGCAGGUGCUGGGGGAGCUGCAUCGCCUCCUGACGGACAUGCGGCCCCGGCCUCUCCCCAUCUACACCCUGAAGGAGGCCUAUGACAACGGGCUGCCCCUGCUACCCCAUGCCCUCUGCGCGGCCAUCAUUGACCAGGAGCGCCUGGCCCUGGGCACCGAAGAAGGGCUCUAUGUCAUUCACCUGCACAGCAACGAUAUCUUCCAGGUGGGCGAGUGUAAGCGGGUCCAGCGCCUGGCAGUCAGUCAGCCCGCAGGGCUCCUGGCCGUACUGUGCGGCCGCGGCCCCAGCGUCCGCCUUUUCGCCCUGGACGAGCUGGAGAGCAGCGAGGCGGCGGGGGCCAAGAUCACCGAGUCCAGGGGCUGUCAGAGCCUGGCAGCGGGCCGGGUCUUGCAGGCCAGCACAGCCGUACUCUGCGUGGCCGUCAAGCGGCAGGUCCUCUGCUACCAGCUGGGGCCUGGCCCCGGGCCCUGGCACCGGCGCAUCCGAGAACUGCAGGUGCCUGGGCCGGUGCAGAGCCUGGCGCUGGUGGGUGACCGGCUGUGCGUGGGGGCAGCCGGAGCCUUCGCCCUCUACCCGCUGCUCAAUGAGGCGGCCCCUCUGGUGCUGGGCUCGGGGCUGGCUACCGAGGGGCUGGGCCCCAGUGAGGCGCUGGGCGCCGUCGAGCUCAGCCUCAGUGAGUUCCUGCUCCUCCUCUCCACGGCGGGCGUCUAUGUGGACAGGACAGGAAAGAAGUCCAGGAGUCAGGAGCUGCUCUGGCCUGUGGCCCCCACAGGCUGGGGCUACACGGCCCCCUACCUGACAGUGUUCAGCGAGAAUGCCAUCGAUGUGUUUGAUGUUCGGAAGGCAGAGUGGGUCCAAUCUGUGCCGCUCAAGAAGGUCCGCCCCCUGAACCCUGAGGGCUCCCUUUGUCUCUAUGGCUCCGAGAAAGUCCGACUGACCUACCUCAGGAAUCGGCUGGCGGAGAAGGAUGAGUUUGACAUCCCCGACCUGACUGACAACAGCCGGCGCCAGCUGUUCCGGACCAAGAGCAAACGUCGCUUUUAUUUCCGAGUCUCUGAGGAGCAGCGCCAGCAGCAGCGCAGGGAGAUGCUGAAGGACCCCUUUGUGCGCUCUAAGCUCAUCUCUCCACCAACGAACUUCAGCCACCUGGCCCACAUGGGUCCUGGGGAUGGGAGGCCAGAGCUGCCCUUGGCUCCUGACGACAAGGGCCGUGGAGGAGGCCGCGGUCGUGGCCCCGCGAGGCCCCACAGCUUUUCGGAGGCUCCCCGGCGGCCCGCCUCCAUGGGCAGUGAGGUCCUCGUGUCAGACGCAGACUCCGUGAGGAGGAAGCCCAGGUCGUCCCUCUCCAGCGAGUCGGUGUCCUGUAGCCAGGGCCCCCUGAGUCCAGCGACCUCUUUGAGCCAGAUCUCAGACCGUCCCCGGAGCCUUCCCCCGGCCCCUGAAUCAGAGAGCUCCCGCUGAGCCACCCUGGCUGGGAAUACCGGCCCCUCCCCACGCCAGCUCCAGGGGGGGCAAUGGAAGGAGAAAAGUGACCACCAGUGGAGUGUUUUGGACCCAGGAAGGGGCUGGGGCGCCCCCUGCUGGCCGGGGUGGUGUGCAGGAAGGGAUGACCGCAGUAGGGUCCAGGCUCAGGCAGCUGGAUCCUCCCAGAGCUCCCAGACCAGGGGCGGCUCGAGCCCUGUGAUCCCAAUGUCCAACCUCUCCUCAUCCACCCAGCCCAGUCCACAGGGUCAGCCAAGCAUCCCACCUCCCCUGCUCCGUGCCCAGAGCGCCUGCUCAGCGCCCGGUGGGGGGAUCCAGCUUGUGCCUGGGCCCUGGGCAUCGGUGGGUGCUCUUGGGACAGAAGGGUGGGGGUAUCCAGGAGAAGGGAAGAGCCACACUUUGGGGAGUGGAAGGAGGAGUCCCAGCUGGCAUGUUUGGGGGGGUGGAGGGGAAGGGGGGCAACGGGUCCUGUCAGCUGCUGGCCCCGCCUCCUCUGCCCGGGUAUAAAUGAGGCGGAGCCCGAGGGGCAUGGGAAGAGCGAGAACCCCGGGAGACAACAUCCUGAGAGAAUGAGGCAGACGUGGGGACUUAGGUGAGACAAGGAAGGGAGAGGAAGAGAAAGAAAUGGGGCUAGGGAGAGACAGAGAAGGGGGAAGAGGGGCGCCGGGAGAAAAGCUGGAGCGCGGGGAGACGAUUGGAUUUGGACGCAGGAUCCGGGACCAUCAGUCAGUCAACACUUAGGAAGCGCCUACUGUGUGCCCGGCACUGUGUGCUAAGGGCUAGUCCCCUCGCCUCCCUGGGCCUUGGCGUCUCCGAGGUGAUUCCAGAUCUAAGUCCUAGGAUCCCACAAUCCCACGAGAGGGCCAGGAGGAGAGAAGGACUAGAGGAAGAGACGGGACAAAAGAAAGAGGGAGGAGGUGGACCGUGGAGAAAAGGGGAGAAAGGAAGUGUUAGAAAAGGGUGGAGGCGUGGAGGAGAGGAGGAGGAGCAGCAUGGUGCUGGGGGUGUGGGGAGGCAGAAGAGUGAUGGAGAAAAAGCAGGUAGGACCGAAAAGGGGCGGGGCUCCCCUGGAGCGGGGCUGGAGGGAGCUUCCCAUCAUCCAAGCCUGGAGGUGGAGAUGAUGGGGGAGGGGAGAGGAGUUCAGG